Molecule: messenger RNA, 3494 nt
Organism: Cornus florida
Lineage: Eukaryota; Viridiplantae; Streptophyta; Magnoliopsida; Cornales; Cornaceae
Product: transcription factor LHW-like
Exons: 11
Coding region: 900-3260 (786 amino acids)
Biological process (GO): regulation of DNA-templated transcription
Molecular function (GO): DNA-binding transcription factor activity; protein dimerization activity
Source: RefSeq, a predicted model, not a curated record
GAGAGAGAGAAAAGAGGAGGGAGAGAGAGAAAGUGGUCACUGUUUGCUGUGGGCUAGUGUAUAUAAAAGUCCUCUCCAUAAAGCCGUUAAGUGUGCCGGGGUGGAAAAAGUGCAGUUUCGCCACUCUCUCGUCUCACUAUAUACAUACAUAUAUACACAUCUCUAUAUCUAUCUACAGAUAUUCAUCGAUCGCUGUUAUACCAUCUUUGUUUUCCUAAUCAACACCAGUAUUUCUCUGUCAAGUCGCAUCGAUUUGUAAUUUCAAUGCAAAAUGAAGUUGAUGUAGUCCUUGUUUUCUCUACGUUGAGGUUUUGUGUGGUCUUCAUCCACGAUUCACGAGACAUGGAGGCGAACGAAUUUGAGAAAUCUAUUCAUGUCAAACAGUUCGAUUAGAGGUGUGCGUUCGCAUCGAUUUCACAAAUCUUGAUCUUGAAAGUUCGGCUUGUUUGAGGUUUGUUAGGCUAUAAUAACAAAUAUUUUUAAGUAAAGGUUUUGGGAACAGAUUUGGAUUUUGAAGCUUCUGGAUUCACUGUGUUUAUCAGCCAGUCCUAACUGUAUACAUAAUUGUGCGCACUACUAGUUGUAACUUGGAAAUUGAUGGAAAUCUCAUCUGGAAAGGUCAAAAUCAUGAAUUUCUUUGUUACUUGUGGCCAUCUUUAAUUGCUUUUACAUCACCUGUUACGAAUAUCUGGUACGUAGUUCUUGAGGUAGGGUUUUUAGCUAUGGACUAUUUGCUAUUCACUUCCAUGGAGCCGCCAAUAAAGAGAAGAGCAGGUUUGCGGAUAAAACAGGCGGGGCGAGGUUCAUAUCGGGGUAGUUAGUGAGCGGUUGUAUUGAUAAUUUGGCUGAUUUUAAUCUUUCUUCAACUGGACCUUUUUAUUUCCUGAGAAACUUUACACAUGGGGGCUACUCCUCUGCGGCAGUUCCUGCAGAGUCUUUGCCAUAACUCUCAUUGGAAUUAUGCAGUCUUUUGGAAGCUUCAGCAGCAGAGCUCAAUGCUUUUGACAUGGGAAGAUGGAUACUGUGAUUGUUUGAAACCUAGAGAAUCCAUGGGAAGCAUACUAGGUGAUAUUUGCUUCAAAGAAUCGGGUGAAAUAUUUUCUUUUAGUUGUGAAUCAAAUUCAAAUGAUGGAAGAGUGGGUGAAUAUCCAAUUGAAUUAGCAGUGGCUGAUAUGUCAAGGGUUCAAUAUGCAUUGGGGGAGGGGGUUAUUCAUGAAGUGGCAUAUACGGGGAACCAUUGCUGGCUUUUCUGCGACAACAUAUCAGCUGGUGAAUUCAACUCUAAGUUAGUUGCCAAGAGUCAAGAUGAAUGGCAACUUCAGUUUUUGGCAGGGAUCAAGACUAUUUUGCUGGUACCAGUUGUUCCACAUGGAGUUUUGCAACUUGGCUCAUUGGAAAUGGUUGCUGAAGAUCUGGCACUGGUUGCUAAUAUCAAAGAUAAUUUUAAUGCUCAUCAAAUUGUUUUAGGGUAUUCACCUUCUACCUCUAACGGGGAAUUUUUAGCCCAGUCAUCAUCAUCAUCAAUGAUGUCUGUUCUCAUGGAUAACUUAGAUGUGCCGUCAACAACUGCUAUGAAUGAAAUGAAUUCUGAAUACAUAAAGGCUGUUGAUAGUGUCAAACCCAAAAACAACAAACUUUCAACUGCAGAUCAAAUGAUGCCACAAGGCACAUUUCAAGAUGCAUACCACAUUUCUGAAAAAAAUAUGCCAGAAAUCUUCAAUGGUGCAAGUGAAUAUGAUAUUAAUGUUCGAUCAAUGUGUUUAAUUGAAGUAUCAAAACCACUCACUCAGUCAGUAGAUGCCAUUAAGUCAGAGAUGACGGAGAGUAACAUGUUCAGAUUUUCUGGUCUAGAAGAAGAAUUACAGGCUUUUCCCUGCACUAACAACUGCAAUGUGAGGGAGUUUGGAGAAUAUGCUUACCAAACUAUGAUCUCUUACUCUGAUGGAGGUAUGAUGGAACAGCCAUUUUUAGACAAAGAUUCUGAUAAUAAUGGUCUUAAAAUUGCAAAUAGUUUAUUCAGCUUUCCCAUAGACUCUGAGCUGCCAAUUGCAAAUAGUUUAUUCAGCUUUCCCAUAGACUCUGAGCUGCACAAAGCACUAGGGCCUUCUCUCUUGGAGCGGCAUAGCGAGGAAAAGUUGUGUGAUUCAUCUGUCGUAGUUGAGGAUACUUGUGGCAGCUCAAGUUUGAUCUACAAUGGAAAUCUUAGCCACGGUAUUGAGUCAUCAGCCUGGGAAUCCAUUGGAUGCUUUGCCAAAGGAGAUCUCAGCCAUGGUGUUGAGUCAUCAGCCAGGGAAUCCAUUGGAUGCUUUGCCAAAGGAGAUGACGUGGAACAUCUCUUGGAUGCUGUAGUUGCCAAUGUAUGUAGCAGUUCAGAUGAUUUUUCAUCUAACAUGCCCAACAAUGUCAAGUUAACUAUGACAUCGUCGGGACAAUUUGCUGCUGCUUCCUCCACGGCAAGAAGUCAAUCAGAAAGAACUGCCUUUGUGGGAGAGGGUGCAUUUCCACGGAGCGGUGCAGUAUCUGCAUUUGCUGCAAGGGACAUAAAUUCUCUUACUAACUCUACACCAUCAGCUUCUUCAUUUGAGAGCAUGAUGAGCACAUUGAUCGAGGAGCAGGAGCAGCAGCAGCAGAAAGAAGGGUACAGUUACACGCAGUCCAGGAAGGGAUCAAAGAUAUUAAAUGCCAGCAAAAGAAGGGCCAGACAUGGUGAUAACCACAGGCCAAGACCACGGGAUAGACAAUUGAUUCAGGAUCGGGUCAAAGAGUUGCGUGAACUUGUCCCAGAUGGUGCAAAGUGUAGCAUUGAUGGCCUGUUAGAUCGAACAAUAAAGCACAUGCUGUUCUUAAGAAGUGUUACUGAUCAGGCUGAUAAAUUGAGGCAGUGGGUUCAUCAAGAGGUAACUGGUGAGAAGAAUGUGAAAUCAUCUGAAUCCAAGGGUGGUCAUCAGGGUGGGACAAGCUGGGCUUUCGAACUGGGAAGUGAGCUCCAAGUGUGUCCCAUAGUUGUGGAAGAUCUUGAAUGUCCAGGGCACAUGCUAAUAGAGAUGCUUUGCAAUGACCACGGUUUCUUCCUAGAGAUUGCUGAUGUUAUUCGUCGUUUGGAGUUAAAUAUCUUGAAGGGUGUGAUGAAAACCCGCUCUGACAAAACGUGGGCUCACUUCAUUGUUGAGGCUUCGAAGGACUUUCACAGAUUGGAUAUCUUCUGGCCACUAAUGCAGCUUCUGCAACGAAACCAAUGUUCCAUACCAAGCAAGAUUUGACGCAUAUUAUGCCCAGAGCUCAUGUGAGGAACAGCCGGGAACCAUCUGUCUUAGCUUCCAAUGUAUUAUACUAAAAUCUGAAAUUGGUCGCAGCUAUACAUCAUCUUCGUAUUAUGAGCUAUACAUCAUCUUCGUAUUAUGAGCCAUUUGAGUCACAAGAAUUGCUUGUAUGUAUUGUAUGAGUAGAAGGAAUGUAUUAUUUAUUUACGAAGAUUGGAUUCAGUUUCGAUUUCA